Cyprinus carpio (common carp) is the source of this 3667-nucleotide messenger RNA. Its product is annotated as lysine-specific demethylase 7B-like. The transcript has 21 exons. Gene Ontology annotation, molecular function: histone demethylase activity; transcription coregulator activity. The record is from RefSeq and is a predicted model, not a curated record. Lineage: Eukaryota; Metazoa; Chordata; Actinopteri; Cypriniformes; Cyprinidae. Bases 328 to 3135 code for a protein of 935 amino acids. Gene Ontology annotation, biological process: protein demethylation; regulation of transcription by RNA polymerase II.
UGUUGGAAAUACUCACAAGAACUGUAUUUCAAACAAGACCGAAGAAACUAAGUUUGCACGACAUGACACAGUGUUUGAGCCUAAUCUCCUGAAAUUAAAAGUUAAAUUGUCCGGUAGCUCACUGAAGUGGUUUCAGUGUGAAAAAUACGUCAGAUGCACGCAAAUCAGGAUUUCACAUUUAAGAAGCGUUUACUUUCAUGUUCAUAUUUCACAUGUGAAACGCAGCUCCUCUUGGUGUUGUUUCCGCAUAAUUAAAGGAAUCCCCGCCCAGCUCAGCUCGGUCCCGGGCAGCUUGGCUGCGUGCGUUGUUUGGGGACAGUCCCGAAGAUGGCGACGGCCCAGCUGUACUGCGUCUGCCGGCAGCCGUACGAUGUGAGCCGGUUCAUGAUCGAAUGCGAUAUCUGUAAGGACUGGUUUCACGGCAGGUUCCAUGUGGCACUGCUGCCUGCCACCAAUGGGAUUAAGCCGUCUAGCCGGUCGCCGGGGGCUGGCUGUUAUCUGGCUCCAUGCACAGCCUGGUUUGGGAGGCAGGAGCUGCUGGGCUGUGUUGAGGUAGAAGAGCACCAUGCUGUGGAUAUUGAUGUUUACCACUGUCCCAACUGUGACGCCCACCAUGGACCCUCUCUGAUGAAGAAGCGAAGAAACUGGCACAGACACGACUACACCGAGCCAGAUGAUGGCAGUAAGCCAGUGCAGGCUGGCACCUCUGUGUUUGUGCGGGAGCUGCAGGCCAGGACCUUCCCCAGUGGAGAUGAGAUCUUGCAGCAAAUGCAUGGCAGUCAGGUCACCCAGAGAUAUCUGGAAAGGCAUGGCUUCCGCUAUCCCAUCGCUGUACACAAAAUGGAAGAGCUCGGCCUUCGUUUACCCCCGCCGGAUUUCUCCGUCAAGGAUGUUGAGCGCUAUGUCGGAGGCGACAAAGUGAUUGAUGUCAUCGAUGUGGCCAGGCAAGCAGACAGCAAGAUGAAACUGAGUGCAUUUGUGAAGUAUUACUACAGCCCUCAGCGGCCCAAAGUCCUCAACGUCAUCAGUCUGGAGUUUUCAGACACCAAGAUGUCAGAGCUGGUGGUGGUUCCUGAUAUUGCUCAGAAGAUGUCUUGGGUGGAGAACUACUGGCCUGAUGACUCUUACUUCCCCAAGCCCUUUGUGCAGAAGUACUGCUUAAUGGGUGUGAAGGACAGUUAUACCGACUUCCAUAUUGAUUUUGGGGGCACAUCUGUGUGGUACCACGUCCUGUGGGGGGAGAAGGUUUUUUACUUGAUAAAGCCGACCCCAGCCAACCUUGCACUGUAUGAGGAAUGGAGCUCGUCUCCAAACCAGAGUGAAGUGUUCUUCGGGGAGAAAGUGGACAAGUGCUACAAAUGUGUUGUGCGGCAGGGAACAACUCUUCUGAUCCCGACAGGAUGGAUCCAUGCGGUUCUCACCUCUCAGGAUUGCAUGGCUUUUGGAGGAAACUUCCUCCACAACCUCAACAUAGGCAUGCAGCUCAGGUGUUAUGAGAUGGAGCGGCGAUUGAAGACUCCAGACCUCUUUAAGUUUCCUUAUUUUGAGGCCAUUUGUUGGUAUGUAGCGAAGAAUCUGCUGGAGACUCUCAAAGAGUCCCGAGAAGAUAACUGCCUGCCUCCAGAAUAUCUGAUCAAGGGAGUGAAAGCUUUGAUUACUGCACUGAGGAACUGGCUAAAGAGAGAGGUCACAGAGCCAGCCAGCGAGGUCCCUGACCAUAUCAGACCCAGCCAUCUGAUUAAAAUGCUCACCAAGGAAAUCCAGUACCUUGAGGAUUAUCAGAAUGGGAAUUGUGGAAGCAAGCUAAUGAAAUCUCAAGGGAUCUCUGCGUGUCCUUCCACGAGGUCGGCACAUGAGAGACGUUCUCAUGCACGCAGGACAGCCAGACGUCUUCGUGACCAGGACCAUCAUCACUCUCACAGCCCUAAAGCUCCCUCCAACCUCGACAUCUUUGAGCAGCACACCCAGGAAGUCUUAAAAAGACUAGAAAUGGGUCCCAAUGAGGAGGAUGCCUCCUUUAACCUGAAGUUCAACAAGGUCUCCACGGCCUCAGCUGCAGUGGCAGAGCGGAGUUUGGAUAACAACUUGCGUCUGCUGCUAUGCAAUGGACGUAUAAUCAGAGAUAACAGGCAGCAUGUUGGAGAGAAAAGACCAAGGAUAAAGGAAGACGAAGGCUCCAGAGAUGUGAAGAUGGAUUCAUUCAAGAUUAAACUAGUACCUAAAGAGGAAGAACAGGAAGUGGAUAUUCAAAUCAAAGAGGAGGAUAAGCAGCAUUAUGUAGCCAGAGACAUAAAGCCCUUCGCAGAUUUUAAUAAGCAAGAGAGCUCCGAUCUCAGGAACAGAGAAUCAGUUCUUUCAGACAUCUCUUCGGACUCUGAAUCAGAUGCGGAGUACAGUAUACGGGAAAAGAACUGCUCUGAGGGAGAAUCGGAAAGCUCUUCAGAGGAAGAGGAAGAUGAAAAGAUUAGGAGGAGUGGAGACGACCAGAGUAAGACCAAAAGUUGCACUGGCUACACAACGGAUGAGCAUCCAUCCAGGCAAAACCUUGACCCUUUUGAAAAACGUCUUAAAAGUGAAUCCGCUACCUCGCCAAGCACAGAAGAGGAUGCUAUCCAGGGAAUGCUGUCUAUGGCCGGAUUGUUGUAUUCUCACCCGUCAGAAGAUCCCAGCAGUUCACAGGAAUCCUGGUGGUCCCGAACCAACCGUCCCUCCCCUGACUACAGUAGAAAGGAGGUUGCAUCAGGAGAGGAGAACCAGGAUUCAGACAGCAAUUCAUCACAGGAGAGCUUUCGGGAGCGGGAUUCAGAAGGAGAACAUCACGCCAAACUCAAGCAUAGGAUCCAGGAACACAAGAACUUCAUGGACAGCCAGGGCAGUGGCAGCAACAGCAGCAGUGAGGCGUGGAGCAGUCACACACACUCCCCAGCCCAUGGGGAAAGCCCCACUUUAGGCUACCAAUACUGUGAAACAUCCCUAUCGCCACCUCUGCACCCGUCCAAGAGACCUGCUUUAAACCCCCCACCAAUCAGCAAUCAGGCCACCAAAGGUAAACGUCCGAAGAAAGGUAUGGCUACAGCGAAGCAGCGACUGGGCAAGAUUCUCAAAUUGAGCAGACACAAACCCUUUUUUGUGUAAGUCCAGUGAUGGCAGCCGCCGCUUGCAGAAGAUUUGGGAUGCUGAGCGUGCAUGUUAAAGGUGACAGGGCAUAAAAUGUGUUUGGUUGAACACACUGGCUCAAAAGCAUGGUAUUGGCUACCAAUCAACCCGAAGUGGAGGAAUCAUGUGAAUAAUCGCUUCACUCAACAUGGUUUCCUAGUUUUGCUAAUAAGCAUCCAAAGAAACAAGGCAACUGAAAGGAAAAAAGACUGAAAACAACUUUUAAAGGCGUUCGGUUCUUAACGAUGACAUCCAAAAUCAGGUUUACUCUACAAAAGCAAAGACUAGCAUGCUGCCAGUCUGCUUCCCACAACUAACACGCAUCACUUUGAGGAUGUGCAUUUUAAGAAAGAGUGAUGAACUGAUUUCAUAAAGGUGCUUGACUUUUUUGGUCUUCUCAUUUUGUGACUACAACCAAGUUUUCCUAGCAAAUUCCUCCACAGAAAGAAAAUUUGCAUAACUGCCUCAAGACAAAAUUCACCCAGGAUGACGGCUUGAACUACCGAAAGAA